Molecule: messenger RNA, 1644 nt
Organism: Moneuplotes crassus
Lineage: Eukaryota; Ciliophora; Spirotrichea; Euplotida; Euplotidae
Source: the annotation of a GenBank genome assembly
UGAUUUGGAUAAGCUAAGAUUUCCUUCUUAUAGACAUUUUUGACCUAUUCUUAGUAUAGCACUCAUUUCUAACCUCUUAAAUACUCUUAUUAUGCGAAUCUUUCUUUCAGUUCUUUCAUCCUUAUAAAAAUUGAUAAAGCUUAAAAUGCAAUUUGCAGUUCCAUCCUCUAACGAUAGGUAUAUCCCUUUUAGAAAAACUGAGGAUACUCAAAAAGCUAUGUUCAAGAUUAGUGAUGAAGAAUCUCCAGUUGACACACAAGAAGACAACCUUAACCAUGACCAAGAACAAGAUCAGAAUCAGAAAGCUCUCAAGAAGAGAGAGUAUCAGGCUUUAUGAAGAGGAGUAUUGGCUUAGGAGCGCUUUUCAGAAUCAAUGACUCUACGCAAGAAAAUGGUGAGGAAUUUAUUGACACAUUGUCAAGCUCUGCUCACAAGAAACGAAGUAUGAGGAUAUCUAGGCCAUUUAAGAGGAACAUACUGAGAUUUAACAAGUCCAAUAUUCAAGGAGAUAGGGAUAAAGCUCUGAAAAGAAGCUCACUUAGACUGAAAAACUUACCAAGCUGCAAUAUUUAUGUAAAGCCAGUGGAAAAAGUUACUAAAAUUUACUCUAAAAGAGCCCUUGAGGCUCCGAAUAUGACUGAUGAUUUCUACCUGAAUCUCCUAGAUUGGAGUAAGGAAAAUGUCAUUGCAAUCGGGUUAGAAUGAUGUGUGUUCCUUCUGAAUGAUUCUAAUAACCAAAUCUCACAAAUCAUCCCGUCAAAUGGUAAAACUUUGAUAACUUCUGUAUCGUGGAUGACCAUCUGCAAGAACAGGCUUGCCAUUGGGCUCAAUAAUGGAAGAGUUGAAAUAUGGGACACUGAUAAAUUACAAAGAAUAAGAACUCUCAAAGGACACUCAAAAAGGGUAUCAGCACUCUCAUGGAACUGUAACAUCUUGAGCACUGGAAGCUUGGACAGUCUCAUUCUCAGUCAUGAUGUCAGGGAUAAAUAGCCAUCUCAUAGAUCAGUUCAAAUAUCACUCAAAGGAAGUUUGUGGCCUAAAGUGGUCUCCUGAUGGAAUUCAACUUGCAAGUGGCUCUAACGACAAUCAUCUCUGAAUCUGGGAUAUUAAUAUCAUGAAAAGACCAAAGUUCGCCUUGAAGAGCCACAAAGCUGCAGUCAAAGCGCUGUCUUGGGCCUCCCAAGACAAAAACUUGCUUGUCUCUGGAGGAGGCAAGUUAGACAAGUCUAUCAAGUUUUGGGAUACUGAAGAAGGUACUGAAAUCUAUAGCCUGAGAACCAAUGGACAAGUUUGUUCUCUCCUAUGGUCCGAUAACUCUAGAGAAUUAGUCACCUCUCAUGGUUAUGAAAAGAGCCAAUUCUUUGUAUGGAAGUAUCUCCCUCAUAAACCAGAAAUGCCUUUGGUUCAGACAGGUGAGCUUAUAGGGCACAAAUCAAGAAUCUUGCAUACCACUUUAAGUCCAAAUGGCUCAACUGUUGCUAGUACUUCUCCUGAGGACCAGACUCUAAGGUUCUGGAGGGUGUUUGACAAAAAAUCAGAGUUUCCCUUCUCUGAUUUCAUUGGUCCAAGUUCUUUCUUCAAGAAUGUAUUCCGCUAAAUUUAUCUAAGAUCUUAACUGAAUUGAGUUAAAUCGGAUAGACUUCA